AUGUCAGCAUCGCGAUGGGAAGGAUUACAGACCCAGGCACCUAUUACUGGUGGCCGCCAAUUUGACGCCUCAUCGCAACCACAGCGCUUUCUCGAGGCCAACAGCUUCGUUCGAAGCGGACUUGUUGAAUGGAGAGUUAACACCAUUGAUCCUUCAUUUUAUGACUGUUUGUACAGUGUUGCAAACACUGGAAAUACAGUGAUUGAACGCUGCUACAAAGAUAUUGGGUGCUGCGCGGAUGGAUGUUGCAAAAACUCGUAUUGGCGUAAUCGUUAUGGCUGGGCCGUCGCGCUCAUCGUGAUUUUCUGCUGUUUGGUGAUCAUCGCGUUCGUCAUUUGGCUCGUAGUGUGGCUCUUCAAUCGUGCCAAAGAUAAACAGCAAAAACGCGAGCUCUACUAUGAGACAUAUGAGGAGAAUUACUCAGGUCUGCCGACUCCUCAGCCGACUCCGACGCAGUACCCCGGCCAACCCGAGCAAUUCUCGUAUGAUCCGGCGCGAGACCGCGACAAUUAUAGAUACUAG
Messenger RNA from Caenorhabditis bovis, 522 nucleotides. The record is from the annotation of a GenBank genome assembly. NCBI's taxonomy places the organism in Eukaryota, Metazoa, Nematoda, Chromadorea, Rhabditida, Rhabditidae.